Molecule: messenger RNA, 877 nt
Organism: Daucus carota subsp. sativus
Lineage: Eukaryota; Viridiplantae; Streptophyta; Magnoliopsida; Apiales; Apiaceae
Exons: 1
Coding region: 72-689 (205 amino acids)
Source: RefSeq, a predicted model, not a curated record
UUCCCUUUCUCAUAACCACAAUUCCCCUAAUCUCUCAUCUCAGAACCCUCUAAAAACCCGAAAAAACCACAAUGUCCGAUCUCACCACCACUGAUUCCGCCACCAUCAUGGACCCCAAGCCCCUCCACCCCCUCCACCAAAUAGCCGAAAACCCAACACACAAGCUCCUCCUCAAGCAAUGGCUCAAAGAGGAGGAACUCAUCCUCACCCGAGUCUCCAACAAAGAAACUCAAAUCGACUCGAUUCGUAAAGAGAUCACUCAGCUCUACUGCCUAUUCUUCCUAUUCCACUCCACCUCACUGAUCCUCUUGUUCACUACCUCCUCUUCAUUCAGUGGCAGCACCAAGGGGUGUCAGAGGUCCUGGAUCCCCUCGGUCUGCUCAUUGGUGUGCUCUUUGGGGAUUAUUUGGGCUGUGCGGUAUAAGACCGAUGUGGAGGCGCAUUUGGAGAGGAUGUUGGAGAGGGAGAAGGAGGAUGGGAAGCUGUUGGGGAAGUGUGUGGAGGAGCUGAGGAAGAAGGGGGCGGAGUUUGAUUUGUUGAAGGAGGUCGAUGCGCUGAGGAAGGCCAAGAGCUUGAGAGUCGAAUCGAGGACGGUGAAGAAGUGGGAAGCUAGGGACUUUGUUACCUUGUUUUUUGUUGGUGUGGCUUGUUUGGUUCUUGGCCUCACUAGGGUCAUUCUGUGCAACUAGAUUCAAGAACUGGAUUGUUUUGAAGAAUUUCGUGUUGAUCAGGCCUCUGUGGUUGUCAUAGUUUGCGAAAUGUAUAGGUGAAGAAAGGUAUAGUAGAAUACAUAAUUCUGCUGUUGGAAUGUGGAAAUACCUAUAUAGAAUUGAAUUGAAGUGGUACUUUGAAAUCUAUGCUUGUUUUCUUCUUCAUA